Cavenderia fasciculata is the source of this 315-nucleotide messenger RNA. RefSeq lists its product as uncharacterized. The record is from RefSeq and is a predicted model, not a curated record. Lineage: Eukaryota; Evosea; Eumycetozoa; Acytosteliales; Cavenderiaceae. Gene Ontology annotation, molecular function: structural constituent of ribosome. Gene Ontology annotation, biological process: translation. Bases 1 to 315 code for a protein of 104 amino acids. The transcript is spliced from 5 exons. Gene Ontology annotation, cellular component: cytosolic large ribosomal subunit; ribosome.
AUGUAUAUGUUGUUCACCCGUGAAAAUGGUAUACCAUCCCACAAGACUUUGAAGAUCAAGAAGAUCCUUGGUAAGAAGCAAAAGCAAAACAGAUCAGUCCCACAAUGGAUUAGAUUAAAGACUGGUAACACCAUCAGUCUUAAAAAGUUAGAUGUGAUCAUAUUGACGAUCAAAGUUGUUGUUUUUGUUUUUGUUAUUGUAAAAGGCAAUAUUCCUCUAUGGUUCUAUCACAAGACCGACUGUCAGGUGACACCAUUGGCAAGAGAUGACAUCAAGAAGGGAACUCCAAGUGGUAUGUUUCAACUCGACUACUAA